AUGCUGCUGGACUCGGAUGACCGUCGUCUAGACGCAGCACUGAGAGACGCUGAAGAAGGUUUCAAUGUGUGCACUGUCUGCAGCUUCGAGAAUUUCAAGCGCUUCAAGUUUUGCACAGUAUGUGGAGAGGACCUUGUCAACAACGAACCGGAUGAAGAUCGUAAUACCGGUUCCAGCAAGAAACACUCAACGAGGUUGUCGUUCUUACCGCUACUUAAACAUGAAAACAAGGUGGAGCUUGGUACCACGACUCCUCCAGAGCAAACAGCAACAACUCGGCGGCGUCUGCGUGCUCAGCGACGCAAAGAAUGGACCAGGAAAAUAGACGUUGACGGCCGUGUGUACUGGUUCAGAGAUGGUCGGUGGGAAGAUACGCAGUUCACGGUGCUCCUUGCGAACUUCCGGUCCAAGUCUGCGAUUGAUUCAAGCUCAUCGUCAGUGAAGCAACUCAUGGCGGCAUUGAUUGGGGUCGACAUCGAAGAGGAGCCGCCUACCACUGUUGGAGAAGAGAAAUUGUCACUACCAGCGUCAGAAUGUGAAAUCAAUACUUUGGAGCACUUGCGGCUUAAUGUAGAGCGUACAAAUGUGUUCGAGGAUUCGAUGGAAUCUCUGGCAAUGAUCCCGCUUCAGAAUUUGCACUCUGUCCUGCGCAUUUAUUUUCUGGAUGUAGAAGACUUCGACCCAGAAGUGUACGCAAAUUUAAGGUGGCUACUAGACAAUGAGAAUGUCGAGUCGAUUGGACUCUUUUUCACCACGACUGUCAAGGAGGGGGACAGAUACCGAGAUAUAGAGCUCGUGCCAGGUGGAAACGCCAGCGCAGUCACUGACAGCAACAAGCGCGAGCACAUCGAGCGCAAAUGGCAGCACCUGCUAGUGGAGAGCGUGGCACCGCAGUUGCAAGCCUUUCUUCGUGGUUUGUACGAAGUCGUCCCUCGUGAGCUGCUUCUACUCUUCGAUCCAGAGGAGUUUGAUUUUCUAUUGUGUGGAUCUGAUGAAAUUGACGUCGAAGACUAUUUGCGCAAUACAAAAUACUCGGAAGAUCUACAUCAUCAUCGCUUACUGAUUUGGUUUGGGGAGCUGGUUCGCGAAAUGCCGAAGCAAUACCGUCGCCGAUUGCUGCAGUUCUCCACAGGCUCAUCACGCGUACCCCUUGGUGGUUUUACUUACUGGCUAACAACCCAACCUUGCUGGACGAACGACACCCUCACACUGGCCGCACAGCUCUGCAGCAUGCAUCCGCUUGCGACGCCCACGACGUCGUCCGCUUUCUUCUUCGGAAUGGAGCAGGUGCCCUCGUGA
This is a messenger RNA of Phytophthora infestans T30-4, 1299 nucleotides long. Its product is annotated as HECT E3 ubiquitin ligase, putative. Gene Ontology annotation, molecular function: ubiquitin-protein transferase activity. The record is from RefSeq and is a predicted model, not a curated record. Bases 1 to 1299 code for a protein of 432 amino acids. The transcript is spliced from 6 exons. Lineage: Eukaryota; Oomycota; Peronosporomycetes; Peronosporales; Peronosporaceae.